UGUAGCCCGUACUGUAGCUCAUAGUAUUUACAUCGAGCAAACAUCUGACCUGCAAUCAAAUUACUCCUCGACUUGUUUGGGUUCAAGAAUAAUGCCCCUGCAACUUCUUGAAGGGAUGUCCACCAGGAAGCGGAGACCUAACUGGACAGACCAGGAGUGUCUUCUUCUUGCUCAGUUAAUGCGGGAGAGGAAAGAGAUAAUCAGAGGGAAGUGCACCACUGGUGUUUCAGUACAUGAUAAAAGGCAAGCCUGGGAGGAAAUAGCCCAAUCCAUCAACACUGCCUUUCCACAGAUUCAGCGUACAGUUUCUGACUGUAACAAAAAGUGGGAAAAUCUGCUGGCAAAGUCCAGGGAGGAGAUCAAACGACAGAGAAGACAAGUGGGCAUAGAAGGCCUGUCCGUUGAACAGUUCAGUACUGUGACUCAGGUGGUGCUUUCUGUGAUGAACAUCUCAGACAUGCUGCUACACGAUAGAGAAGAUUCUUCAAUCUCUGCGUUGGUGGACACUCAACAAAACAGCAGUGACGAAGAUGGAAAUGAGCACAGCAUAGAUGAGAAAUUCACAAUCAAACAUCCACUAAGAAAGAUUGAGCUCUCCACAUAUCCGGAUCCAUCCACUUCUCCAGCAGAACAAAAAAUGACUGAUUUUUUUAACGCUCAUCAUGCUGCUGGCCUUGCUGCUUCUGCAGAACACCUACAUACUCCCUGCUCUUCUUCUCCAUCGGCAGUGCACUGCACAACUUUGCAAGAGCGAAUGGAUUUGGAAAUGUCUGUGCUGAGAAGACAAGAGGCAGUCCUCAAGCUGCAAGAGGAAUAUUACACACUGAAAAUUAAGCUUAUGAAAAAGCAAACGGAACAGCCACUUUUAAAUGACUGAAGUAGUUUUAGAGAAUAACCUGUUGUUCCUGCAGGAUAUUAUCAAUUGCAGCUUUGAAUAUAGUCUUAACAUACAAGUCUCGAUAAAAUCAAUAUUACUCAAGAAUAAAGUGGUGUGUUUUUGAGGGGCCUGCUAAGCAUCGUUACUUAGUAGCAAACCCACUACUUGUUUGAGAAUAUUUCAGUUAACUUUAGAAUGUAUGGUCCUUGUGUUAGGGCCAUAUUGCUAAGACGCACACAAUAUUUUUAAAAUAUAACCAUAGUGUGAGGAGAACAUAUGACACAUUCACAAAAGUUCACCCAACCCUGUUUAUUUUAACUGCGGAAUUACAGUUGUAACAUUUUUAAAUUCAUGAAAUCAAAGUUAUUCUUCGUAGGAAGUAUAAACGAGUUUAGUUUAUCUGGCAGGGAAGUCCAACUCGUAUGUAUAGUUUUACACUGGGAGAAAUGUAGUUUAUUUACUGAUUCAUGCCAUUUAGUCCUAAGUGCGAAUUUGGAAGCUGUAAAUGUUUGACAUGUACCAAUAUACAUAUUUAUGAAAACUGAACUCGGUCAUGCCAAUGUAAGUAAAGCUACAAUAAUGUCCUGUCUAGACAAAUGUAGUAAUUUGUGUGUAAUAUUUCUCAUAAAUCCGUUUAUUUGUAAGUGAUGGGAGUUGGCACCCAGAUGUAAGCAGUGAGGCCCAGAGUGUUGAA
Anoplopoma fimbria (sablefish) is the source of this 1571-nucleotide messenger RNA. RefSeq lists its product as uncharacterized. Gene Ontology annotation, cellular component: nucleus. Lineage: Eukaryota; Metazoa; Chordata; Actinopteri; Perciformes; Anoplopomatidae. The coding region runs from base 92 to 877 and encodes 261 amino acids. The transcript is spliced from 4 exons. The record is from RefSeq and is a predicted model, not a curated record.